Molecule: messenger RNA, 618 nt
Organism: Phragmites australis (common reed)
Lineage: Eukaryota; Viridiplantae; Streptophyta; Magnoliopsida; Poales; Poaceae
Product: protein MAIN-LIKE 1-like
Exons: 5
Coding region: 1-618 (205 amino acids)
Source: RefSeq, a predicted model, not a curated record
AUGAUACUCGGACUACCAGUGGACGGGCAGCCUGUGUGCGGGAAUCUUCAGCCUGCUGGAUGGCGCGACAUGGUGAAGACACUCCUUGGUAGUAGGCCUCCUGAGCAAGAGCAGGAUGCGAAAGAUAAGAAACCAUGUGGCAUCAGCUCCGCCUGGUUGGCUACCAACUUAUGGGAAUGUGCUCCUGAUGCAGCGGAGGAGUUCGUUGAGACGUAUGCUCGCGCGUGGUUGUGGCACCUUAUUGGCGGUUACUUGUUUCUGGACGAGAGUAGCAACACAGCACAGUGGGACCAUGGCAACCUUGGGGGAUGCGCGUACCUGCUACAGGUUUGGGAUUUCGAGGAUGAGGGCUCGAUGCCGACCGUUGCUUUCCUUUGGAAAAACGUCAAGGGCAUGGAGUAUUGGCAUUCUAUUCUGCCGCUUAUUUGUUUCUCCAUUGUUGAAAUCCAUCCGCUGAACCGUGUGAUGAGGAAGUUUGGGAGGUUGCAGCGUACGCCUCCAGACACGGCCUCCACAUCGGUGACCUUGCACAAGAUUAACAGGAGGAAGCAGAGGGGUGCAAGAGAUUGGCGGGACAUCCACAACACCUAUUUGCUACAGUGGGCUAAUAGGUCCUAA